AUUCCAAUUCAUUAUGUAUAAAAAUCAUUAAUUGAUACUUACCUUAAGAGCAUUUUGUACUUGGUUUAAUUGAUCAAACGGAAGAGCCUGCAUUAAAAGAUCAAGAAAAAUGUAAUGAAGAACGAAGUAUCAUACGUACGAGAACAGCAGCAAUGCUGAGAAUGGCGAAAAUUGCAGAUUAUAGAUGUAGAUAUUGGCUAGUAAUAUUUGUCCAGCUCAGUGGUAACAUUGUUAUUUCAAAUCUUAAAUGGCUACACUAGUAAACACUGUACGUUAAAACCGUUGUGCCUUGAUCAGGAAAGCAAUAAUGUAAUUAUGACAUAAAAAUAAUAUAAUAACGAUGGAAGAAUUUAAUAUUGAUAUUGUGCAUGUUCUUCAGAAUAGAGAUUUUAGUGUGUUGCAGAAGUUAGUAUCACAUUGUUAUGAUUUUCGAGCAAAAAUUGCCGCUAAAAUUGAAGAUACAACUGCAUAUGAAUCUGAAUGUAUAGAGAAAAUAGCACAAAGCGGUAACAAAAUAUUAGAGUUAGAGCAAGAAGUUGAAAGUUUAAAAUCUGAUAUAGAUGCAACAAAAUUGCAACAAAAAAUUAUAGAUAAAAAGAUUACUAAUGCAAUUAAACAGCAAGAAAAAUUAGAAGAAGAAGUUAAUAAUGCCAAGGUAAAAAGAGACAGCUUGUCUGUUGAAAUUGUUGAUUUACGUGAAGAAUCAGAACAAAGAAAAGAACAGAAAUUAUUAACUUGGAAAAGUAUUAAACUUGCUUGUCACACUUAUAAACAGCAUUUGGGCUUUCAUAUAGAAUUAAUCAAUAACAAAGAACAAGAACAAAUUAAAAUUUCCUUUUUUAUAAAGAACACUAAUGCAAAAGAUAAAUACUUUGUACAGUUACUUAAUUGUAAUAAUCAGUGGAGAGUGGAACAGAUUCAGCCUACUCUUAAAGCAGAACAUUUGAGUGACUUUGAAGGAAUUAUUGACUUUUCUAAACAAUCAGAAGUUUCGGAUGUAACUGCACUUCUUUGUAAGCUUAGAGAAACUUUUGUUAAGUAUUACUAAAAACAAAAUAAGAUUGAAACCUUAUAUAUAUAUAUAUAUACAUAGGUACAGAUAAAUUUAUAACAUUGAUAUUAUUUAUUAUAAGAUUAAAGCCUUUAUUAAUAAAAAUUAAUAACUGAAUUGUCUUAUUACAUAUGAAAAAUUUGCAACACUAUACAUAGCAAAACUUAACAUUGGUAUAAUUUUAUUAAAAUAUAUUCAUUAUUAAUAUAAGUAUCUGUGGUAUUGUUACAUACAUAUGUUGUGACAUGUAUCUUAAUGUACUAUUUGCCUACAGCUCAGAUUGGAAACAGUAAACUGCUAAUCACAGUGUAGAUAAAUUAU
Messenger RNA from Bombus terrestris (buff-tailed bumblebee), 1372 nucleotides. RefSeq lists its product as uncharacterized. The coding region runs from base 341 to 1048 and encodes 235 amino acids. NCBI's taxonomy places the organism in Eukaryota, Metazoa, Arthropoda, Insecta, Hymenoptera, Apidae. The record is from RefSeq and is a predicted model, not a curated record. The transcript has 5 exons.